AUGAGCACUCCAACGACAGGAAGCCCAGAUAUGGAGGUGAAGGUGGUCUCCCAGGAGAUGGCAUUGUUAAGCAAUAUACUGGCAGCUUAUACCUUCAUUGCAGACCAACCCGAGAGGACAGCGCUGGUGUUCCUGGGUGGUGUGUGUGUUGGCCUUCUUGUCACACUCUGUGCCAUCGUCUUCCAGAUACACUGUCGAGCAGACUGUCACUACGGCAACAGUAAGCAUCAUCGCCAGCGCCACAGGAACAAACAUCACCGUAGAACGGGGCCUGCAGGGGACAGCGAAUCCGAGGACUGGGAUGAUACGUGUGACCUGUCUGCACGGAGACGCAGGCGCUUCGAGAGAGCUCUGCUGCAUGCCAGCAUGUUCACAUCAGCUGAAGAGCUGGACCGAGCUCAGCGGCUGGAAGAGCGGGAAAGGAUUCUCAGAGAAAUCUGGAUGAAUGGACAACCAGACAUCAGCACAGUCACUCAAAGCCUCAACAGAUAUUACUGA
Molecule: messenger RNA, 498 nt
Organism: Scomber japonicus (chub mackerel)
Lineage: Eukaryota; Metazoa; Chordata; Actinopteri; Scombriformes; Scombridae
Gene: eva1ab
Product: eva-1 homolog A (C. elegans)
Exons: 4
Coding region: 1-498 (165 amino acids)
Source: RefSeq, a predicted model, not a curated record